Molecule: messenger RNA, 7684 nt
Organism: Xyrichtys novacula (pearly razorfish)
Lineage: Eukaryota; Metazoa; Chordata; Actinopteri; Labriformes; Labridae
Source: the annotation of a GenBank genome assembly
GGUGCGCUGAGCAUGCGCAGUCAAUGUUGGAAUUCUUCCCCCGAGAUCCCGUUUAAGAAUGGUGGGCGAAGCGCGCCUGCUCGUUGUAGGUUAGACCGUGUGACUUUGAAAGCUGCACAAGAGUCCGAAAAAUCGACCCUAAUUUCAUGGAAAAUACUGGUAAGGGCAUGUAACUUGAUUAUAAACAGUAUUAUGGUCAGAUAUCGCUUCAGUUUUGUCAAUGGCACCUUGUAUAGGCCGACAUUAGCCGGCCAGCUAACGUGGGUAAGCUCAUGGUACCGACUAUUACCCGGAGAUAGAGGCAAACGCUUUGCACCUUGUGGUUGUUCUGGUUAAUACAGAGUAAAUUGAUUCAAAUUUGGUUGAUAAUACUUGUAUUGACACUGUUGUGCAAAUCAAGUGAGUAACUGUUGGUAAUCCAAAAAAUGCUCGUAAACUUCGUUAUCAGUUAUACCCGAACGAGCGCAAGCAUGAGGCUAACCUGAAGCUCUGCUCGCGUUAGCGCCGUGUGGUUUUCCAGUAAAUAGACAGGACUCAAGGCCCAACUUCUGAUUGAACUUUGACUAUGCAAACAACCCUUCCUUGUGUAACAUGGCGACAAACUACAAACAAGGUUAAAAGCGCAUUAUUUUCGAAGCCCGAAUUGUUUUCUUGAUUGCCAUUGGGAGUUUUUAUCGUUUGUGUAAGAAACGAAUCACGUGGUUAUAUUAUUUUUAGCAAUUACAGCAGACGUUUAGGCUAAAGCUGGCGUCGAUUUAAUGUUUGGACAAGGAAGUGGGUGAGUGAGCUUAGCACCAGCUGCUGCUCCUCCUGGCUCGGCCUGUUUAGGAGAAUAGCUGCUUACUUUAAAGGUUACGUUGUAAAAUGUCGGUGAACUUUAAUGCAACUUCUGCCGAUAUGUAUGUUGCAUUCGGAUAAUUAACCUGUCACCUUGUGUAACGAACCUGACUAAAUGAGUUCUGGAAAUUUCUAAUGAUCUUAGUUUGUUGUAACUUCAUGAUAACUAUUCAUUUUUGCUCAUUAUAAGUUUUCAAUUGCAGGGAAUUGGACAUCUAACCUCUAUAAUUAAAGAAACAUAAGCUUUUUCAAUGUUAGGAUUUAAUGUGAAGUAGGCCUGGGCGAUUUAGCAAAAAAAAAUUAUAACGAUAUAUUUCGUCAUAACGUCCGAUCUCGAUUAUUAUCACGAUUUUUUUUAGAAACUGCCUGUUUUUAAGCAACUGUACUAAAAACAAAAGCAACUAGAGAUUAGUUUGACAUUUUAUUAACAUACAAAGUAAAUAAUAAAGCAAAUUGAAUAAGAUACACUUCUUAAAAUGUAAAAAACAUUUUAACUCAACAGUAAAACAAAUGUAGAUAAAUACUAGAUAAUACAGUGAACUAGUUAACAGUCCUGAGUGUUUUUGCAGGUAUGCAAGACCAAAAAUAAACAAAUCGCCCCCCCAGAGAUAAUGACGACACCUUAAAAUGUCAACAUUAGAUGAUGUAAACAUAGAUGAUACGAUUAAUCGCUGCCUAGGUCUGGUGGCUACACUACUAGUUGUAGCUAAACUGCUAAUGCUACUUGUGCUGUCAGCAGUGACAGACUGUGCAGACUCCGCUCACAUUUUCAUGCUUUCCGCAUAAUCAUUGGGGAGGUACUUCUUCAACUGAUUAAACAGAUUUGUUGUGCAGCCAGUUUUUGAAGGGGAACCGAUUGCCAACAUACCUUGCACAUUGGCUUAAUUGCUCAGCGUCACUUUGUAAAUACCAGAACCACCGCCACACAACCGAUGUAGAUUAACUUAUCAACAAUAACAUCUUUAGAGGAUGACUCAAAGUCAUGGAUGACAUCUAUUUUAUUGCCCUCAGCUCCAUGUUCAGUCAUUCUGUUAACUUCUCCUGUUUACUUCUUACAGAAGUGAGCAGGAAAAGCUGGACUCUGAUUGGCUGUUGUGGUGGUUUUAUCAUUGAUGGAGGUGUUUGCCUAAAGACAGCUAGAAUUUUCUGGAUUCUAGAUCGGUCCAUUUUGGUAGCUCUGGUGAUAAUCCAACCUCUUUUUCAACAGACCCACAAUUCUCAGAGGACACAAUAACUGGAAUGCUGGACACUGAAUCCCCUGUCAUGGAGAGCAAUGGGGAUGCCUUUCUUCCUGACCUGCCUGUCCUUGGCCAAACUGCGGACUGGUCUUUGGACCAAGUAGCUCCUGAGCCACUUACCAGCAUCUUGCCUGAAGACUCGGAUGCAUCUCAAGAUGCUCCUGAGCAACAGCAGCUACCAGACCAGGAGGUCAUUCCCACAGGGCUGGGUGCUGUUGAGAAAGCUGUUGAGCAGUUUCAACUCGCCAGUGCUCAGCUCUUCCAAGAGGAGCAGCCACCACCACCUCCACCUCCUCCUCCGCCACAGCCCACAGAGGAGCCAGCACAGCCACCAGAACACAACAUAGAGACUGGGGAGGCUCAGCUAGGUGGCAGUGAGAUGCAAACAGAGCCAGAAGCUGAAGCACAAAUCGUUGCUCAAGGUAGUUUGCCAUGUUUCCUACAUGUUUUGGUGAAAAAAACAAUCAGAUUUGAUUGUAACUUUAGGCAAUGUUUGAUUGUGUUUUUUCUUUAAUUUUUCCAGAUGGGACGGAGACACCACAAGUGACGGAGGAUGGUAUGGAGCUGGAAGAACCAUCCAAAGAUACAGCAGAGGAAGCCACGGUUCCCACGGAGCCAGAGCUGCCCAGUGAGUUUGAAAAGCUUUUUAAAGGGUGUCAGGACAACCCAGAAGACUUCAACGGCUGGGUCUACCUGCUGCAGCAAGUAGAGCAAGAGGUAAGAUGACACAGACAUGUAUUGUAUUCUGUACAAUACCAGUUUGCAGCAUUCUUCAUUGUAGAACUGAGAAUGACAAAAAACUUGUGUAAGCAGAAAAAUAGAGCCAAACUCUUGUUGUUCCUUCUCCCUUGCAGAAUAUCCUUGCAGCUGUGAGAAAAGCAUUUGAUGUAUUCUUCCUGCGUUACCCCUACUGCUACGGCUACUGGAAGAAAUACGCAGACAUUGAGAAAAAGCAUGGACAUAUACAGGUCGCUGAGGAGGUGAGUGUUUAGAUUUUUGUAUUGUCGUAUUUCUACUCUGUCAAAGGUAUUUGGUUACCUAAUCAAGCUCACUGCUCUUGGAGUGUCUCUUUAGCAUAACCUGUUUUUAUAUCACUGCACUGAGUCAAAUGCAGUAGACAUUCGGGCAGAGGGACAAAGAGAGAGCAUGUGUGUAUGUAAAAUGUUUGAGUUACUGCAGAUCUUGUAAAGGAUUCUCUGUGCUGUGGUUUGCGCCCAGGUGUACAGAAGAGGCUUGCAGGCCAUCCCUCUCAGCGUGGACCUGUGGCUGCACUACCUCACCUUCAUCAAAGAGAACUCAGACCCUGCUGACCCAGAAACUGAAGGACGCAUUCGAGCGUGAGUAAAAAACUUGACCUUUUCAGUGCUUCAGCUCUCUGCUUAUUAACUUCUGUGACAGUAGAAACUGUCCACUCUCCACUUUCAUUGUUCCUAUUUCUGUGUAUCAUUUCCAAUUCAUUUCAGUUUUAAAACGACAAAUAGCAGCACUAGAUUAACAGUCUGUCUUCUCAUUUCUGUCCCCAUUAGUGCCUACGAACACGCAGUGCUCGCAGCAGGCACAGACUUUCGUUCAGACCGUCUGUGGGAGGCUUUCAUCAACUGGGAGACGGAGCAGGACAAGCUGGCAAACGUCACUGCCAUCUAUGACCGUAUCUUGGGCAUCCCAACACAGCUUUAUUCUCAGCACUUCCAGAGGUGACUGGAAAAGCAGAACUAAUCUCCAGAUUUUCAUCUGCUUCUUAGCUAUUCUCCUGUGAAUCUGCUUCUCUGUGGUUAGAAUGUUAAAAUAUGAAAUAUUGAUAUUCAUCUCUCUCUUUUAAAGCCUCGCUUUGAGAAGCUAUUUUAGCUCCUAAAGCCGUAUUCAGGGACUUCUAUGUGUAUUGCAGUAACAAAUUCCUGGAAUGGAGUAAUGCAGUCUGUUUUAUUCUCAACAGGUUCAAAGAUCAUGUGCAGAGCAACAACCCCAAACACUUCCUAUCAGAAGAGGAGUUCGUUCAGCUGAGGGUUGAGCUCUCUAAAAGCAGCCUGACACCGAUGGUCAGUGAAGCUGAAGAGACACCUAUCCCUCAGGAGGAUCUCCCACCUGGUACAGAGGAUCUUGCAGACCCUGCAAAGGUAAAAAUUAAAUUGUCAUUCUUGUGUAGUGAAGAAAUGUACAUAACAGCUGCUAGCAGAGGUUUGCUGGAGUCACCAUGAUGAGAUCAAAAGAAAGCUUUGCUCAGGUUUGAAGAGGUUUCUUUAUGUCGGCAGCCUAGCCACUCAGUGCCGGGUGGGAUUCAAGUUGGCGUCCAGUCAGGGACUCUCCCUGAAACAAGCCUGGCUCAUUGUCCCCAGCACCCAGAGGCUGACUUGCAGGGUGUAUUCAUACCUCCCCCCUCUGCAGGCUAAUGGUGUGUGCAGAGCUCAUGGUGAUGUAAAUCUUUGGCUGCAGGACUCGCAAGAUUUUUUUUCUUGUACGUCGAGUAGAGUAGGUAAUGAGAUGAUGCAUCUGUGAAGGUUUUCACCAUGUGGUUUUCUCUGUGUGUGUCUUCAUGUAGAGGGUGACAGAGAUUGAGAAUAUGCGUCACAAAGUGAUCGAGGUGCGACAAGAGGUGUUCAACCACAACGAACAUGAAGUCAGCAAGCGCUGGACGUUUGAAGAAGGGGUAUGUGUUGGCUUUUGUCCUGUAACACAUAUUUUGAAGUAUGCCUUUUGAUUUUCUUAUCCUCUGACUCUGAACAAAUAUCUGUCUUCCUUCAGAUCAAGAGGCCGUACUUCCAUGUCAAAGCCUUAGAGAAGACCCAGCUCAACAACUGGAAGGAGUACCUGGACUUUGAAAUUGAAAACGGGACCCCAGAACGCGUGGUCGUGCUUUUCGAACGCUGCCUCAUCGCCUGCGCACUCUACGAGGAGUUCUGGAUCAAGGUAGCGCAACCUUUGACCUCUCUCUCACUCCUGCUACCUCCCUGCACUUCCCCAGCAACGAUGAUAAUCACAACGACACAGUAAAUCGUCCUGCACUCUCUUUGCGUGUAACGUUGAUAUGUGACUGUAUCUGUUGUAUUAGGGGAUGGCCAGCUUGCCACACAAGAUUUGACUGCAGCAUUUGCCAACUACUACGUUGCAUCUUCUUCGUCUCCCACUACCUUACAGAAACUUAUCUAAUUGGUUCCAUGAAGGUGCUGAUGGGUUUACACAGAAAAUUUCUAAAAACGAUCUUGUCAAUGAAGAAAUUCACUGUUUCUGUCAACUGAAAUUUUAGGUUUAAAAUGUCUUGUCUCUUUUGCCUUUCUCUCUUUCUCCUCUGUUCUUUUUUUUCUCUGUCCUCUCCUGCAUUCCUUCCAACUCGCUUUCUCUUUUUCACUCUGAAGUAUGCAAAAUAUCUAGAGGGCUACAGCACUGACGGCGUGAGACAUGUCUACAAGAAAGCGUGCACCAUCCAUCUGGCCAAGAAACCAUCCACCCACCUGCUGUGGGCCGCCUUCGAGGAGCAGCAAGGUGGGUGAUGGUCAAACCCCUACAGGCGUCGCUACAUGUGUGUUUUCUGAUAAAUAAAAUGAAAUCUUAAAAACUUGUCUUUUCUUUUCAGGUAAUGUGGAUGAAGCUCGCGACAUCCUGAAGUCCCUGGAAGCGUCAGUCCCCGGUCUGGCCAUGGUGCGCCUUCGGAGGGUCAGCCUCGAGCGUCGCCACGGAAACAUGGAGGAAGCAGAGGCCCUGCUGCGGGAGGCGAUGGAGUCGGCGAAGAAUCCUACUGAGAGCUCGUUCUACGCCGUGAAGCUGGCCCGGCAGCACAUGAAGGUGCAGAGAAGUCUGAGCAAGGCCAGGAAGGUCCUGCUCGAGGCCAUUGAAAAAGACCAGGUGAGAGCUGAUUGAGGGGACUCCAUGUAGGUAUCCUUGUGCAUUUUCACUCAUUUACACGCUUCAUGAGUGACAGAUCUCUUGUGGGGGUAAGUACAAAGCUGCACAGUGUUGAAGGAGCAAACUCUCUCAAUACCUCUCAGCUACCUGCUGAACUGUUUCAACUGCGUCACAUUCAAGGGUUUGUGUUCCCCACCACAUUCAAGGGUUUUUGUGUUUCUUGGCUUCUUUCUGUGUAGCUUGGAAUAAUCAAACUUUUAAUUUUUCAGUGUUUUUAGACUUUUAAUUUGAAAGAGGUUACUGAGGACCUUCUUCUUGUAGGAUUCUGCCGACGAUUCUGCUGAGAUUCCGGAGAAACUGGAGCCCACAUUGUUUUCCAAAUGAGGACCCACCUCUUCUUAUCAUGUCUGUACUGCAUUUGUGAUAAAAUAGGCAACUUUUCUGUCUUUUACAGACGAGUUCCAGGCUGUAUCUGAACUUGCUGGAGCUGGAGUACAGCGGAGACGUGACACAGAACGAGGCGGAGAUCUUGGCUUGUUUCGACCGGGCGCUGCAGAGCCCAAUGCCUCUAGAAUCCCGCUUCCUCUUCAGUCAGCGCAAAGUUGAAUUCCUCGAGGACUUUGGCAGUAACAUCAAUGUGUAAGUUUUGUUAUGUGUAGAGCAGUUUGGAUACAAAUGACAGUUAUAUUUGUUUUGAGGUUAAUCACUUCUUUGCAUUUUCCAGGCUUGUUGCUGCAUAUGAGGAGCAUCAGAAACUACAGAAAGAAAGUGAACCGAGCAAGAGGAAGGCGGAGAACGGCUAUGACAGGUGAAUAACAGGACUGGGUAUCAUUUCUACAAGUCUUUUUAAACACUACCUCAUCCUCUUUUAUUAACUUGACAUUUUUGAUGUAAAGCUCCCAGGAACCGGACGCCAAAAGGCAGCGUGUGGAUGACAGCGCCACGAGUGCAGCAAACGCAGCGGCGGAUACGCAAGCAAACAACUCUGCUUACAACUACAACUGGUACCAGGUGGGUUUUUCAAUCUGAGCUAAUGAGCUAGCGGUAUUUUUUGUUUUAUGUUACAAAUUCAGGCACAUGUAACCACUCUAAAAACUGUAUUUUUUUUUGUUUUUUUCUUAGCAACAGUACGGCGGCUGGGGACAAAACUCCUGGGGGCAGUACAACCAAUAUGGCCAGUAUAACCAGUACUACCCACCUCCUCCAACAUAAUGGACAAAAUCCUGACAUGAAGAGCGGAGAUCCCAAGAAUAGCAUCCUUUCUGACCUGCCUACAUCUCUGAACACGGCUGCUUAGCUGGCUGAGAAUUUGAUCCCACCGUAGAAACUGACUCUUUCCGCCUUUGUGGUGCAACGUGUGCUAAUCAGUUAAUUACACCUAAAAUUUGGCAGAUAAAACAUUUGGCCCUUGAUGGCAGUCAUGUUGAUUUGCCAUGAUUUUGAAAAAUGCUCAUCAAUCAUCUCCAACACUGGCUGCUUUUUUGGGAUUGUUUAAUGCAUGUUAACUGUGAAGGCAGAUUUGUUUCCUCCCCCCUGUGUGACAAAGGUUUUUUAUCUUUUUAGAUUGGAUGACUUAGUUUGAUCUCUUUCUUUGUGUUCAAGAUUUAAACUUGUUCAGGAGGCAUUCAUAGAUGAACCUCUGAGUUGUGUGUUUCUCUUUCCCAAACUGAAAGAUUUUUAAUAUUUCAUGGUUAUGUUUCCAGACAGAAAAUGAAGAGUUCCUCCUUUUUUAUUUUGACUUGAUUUCAUAAUAAAGAGAUUGAUAUCCUGAA